AACAUUGAAUAUAAAAAGUUCGUUGUCUCUCUCUUAGUCAGUAUUUCAAGCAAAAAAAAAAAUGUUUGCCCAUGUUGGGAACCACUCUUUAGCCAAAUUUGGAUGAUAUGACUUUAUUAUUACACAUUCACAUCAUUCAUUCAUUCACACACACACAAACGAAAUUAAAUACAUUGGCCUCUCACCACCAUUUGAAUCACAUUCAACUCUAAUUCUGCAUAUAUAACAAAUUAAUGUUUUUGUUGUUAUUGUCAACAAAUAAAUUAUUUUGAAAAAAAGUUAUCCAUUUUUUGUUACUAAAAUCAUCAUCACGUUAUAUUGUGUGUUUGGUCUGUAUUACAAUUUUUUUUUGCUAUUUAUUUUCACUCAUUAACCAAUUGCUCGCCAAUCGCCAUUAUGAUUUUAUAUUUCGACAUUUUCUUCAUUCAAGCAUUUUCUACGUCUUCCAUACGGAAAAAGUGAUUUCUUUCAUUCACCACCUAUAUGAAAUUGAAGAAAAUUUGCAGCCAUAAAAAAAGAAUUAAUAUUUAUUCAUGUGUCUGGCUGGUGAGAUGUUCUAGUUUUACAUAUACUACAACAACCAGUCAUACAAUCGACGAGAAAAAUUGUGACAAAAAAAAUGUGAUUUCAUCAUGAUGACCGCAAAACAAAAAAACUGAUUUUGUUACCAAAAAAAAAAUUUAUGUUAAUUUAAAUGCUUGCAGCUACUACAUUAUUAUCGUUUUUGUUGUUGACAUGUGAAAAAUUAAUCAAAAAUAUAUAGACAAACAAUAUGGAGUCAUUGGAUGAAUUUCAGAUACUUGAAUCAAUGAUUCAAAAGAAUCAAUCCAAUCCAAAGUCAGAAGAAUCAUUGAAGCGAAAUAAAAAGGCGCCACCAUCGCCUGAUACGAAAUCAAAAAUUGAACCAAAUCUUGAUGAUUCGAGACAACAAAUGGAAUUGUUACAGAAUAUCAUAUCGAAUGAAUUGGCUAAUCACGAAGAAUUGAAUGAUCGAAAUAGACUAAUAAAAACGCUUUGCACACGAUUACAUCAAGCAUUACAGAAUAAUGAAGAGAUACGAAAAUCGGAAAUGGCCAUCACGCAGCAACUACAAGAUAUGAAACAUGAAAUGCAACAAUUCUCAACAAUGAUGUUGACAACGACGACGACAAAAUCCAGAGCAGCAACAAUAAACACAAAUUCUUCCAACAUAAGCGUUGACAAUAAAAAUGAUGAUGCAGAAGAAUCAUCAUUGGAAUUAUGUCGAAAACAAAUUCUAAACCAAAGUAGUUUUCUAAGUCAAAUUGAUUACAAUCAUAUCGAUAUGUCCAAUUCGGCUUUUGAUUGUGAUAAAAUCUCGAAUCAUAAUCAUCAUCAUCAUCAUCAUGAUAAUGAUCAACAACAACAACAACCAAAUGUACAGAUGUUGAUCGAUCAGAUUCGAAUGUUGGAGAAAAAAAUUGAAAUGGAACGUCAUUCAUAUCUGGAAGAGAAUGAACGUUUAAAUAUUGUUAUUGAUGAGAAACAAAAAUUAAUUGAUGAUUUAUUGCUCAACAGUGAUGAACAGAUGCCCAUGUUAAUGAAUAAAAAAAUAUGUGAUGUAGUUGUCGAUCCAAAUAAUCCAUUACAAGGAUACAAUCGACAGACCGACAAUCGAUUAUUAGUAGUGCUAUCUGAUUUGGUUAAAACAUUUUUGGACACAGAAAACGAUAUACAAAAACAGCUGGAAACGUUGGGCUUGGAAUCGAAAAAUGGCCAAGGUAAAUGUUCACCAAUGAAAAAUGGUCAUGCCGAUGAUUCCCUGGAUCGUGGUUUUCCUUCACUUGAACCUGAUCAACCGGAAAGAUUGCUUAUGUCGACCACUAGUGAGAUUGCUACAUUUGAUUUACUUUGUGAAGAUGGACCAGAUCUUACCACACCAUCUGAAUUGAUCUAUAGUAAUCCGUUAAGUUGUUCAACUACGAUCGCCGGUUCUGGUUCGACAGCUAUUGUUAAUGGCACACAAUCGAAUGAUAUCGAAGAUGAUGUUGUACUUGGUGCCAGUCGUCGAUUACGUUUAGCCGUUGAACGUGUUCUAAAAAUUCUUGCCGAUACGUUGGAACGGCAGAAACAGGAUUUCGAAGAAUUAAGGCGACAAAAAGACGAAUUACUGAUGGAAUUUCAGGAAGAAUGUCAACGUAGUGAUAAAUUAACUCGUCAGUUAAUGGAAAAAGAACAGUUGGUGAAAACGUUGGAAAAUGAAAAGAAAAUUCUCAACGAUCAAUUGAUUGAUUUUAAUGAAAUGAAAUUACAACAGCAGUGUUUACGCGACAAAUUGGAAGAAUUUGAACGUGAACGUGAUCGAUUUGUAACGGAUAAUAAACGUUUUGAAAUGGAACGAAAAUCAUUCGAUAAAGGACUACCUCAACUACAUCAGAAAAAAGAAUUAUUAAAUGAAAAUGAGACACUUAGUCGUGAUAUUCGAAAUUUACAACAAGAGAAAAAGAACCUCUUGUCAAGGAUCAACAAUCUAACUGCCGAGAUGGAAGGUAUUCGUUCGGAAAAGGAGCUGAUUGAUGAAAACAAGAAUGCUGAAUUUGAAGAAUUACUAUCACAGCUUGAUGCUAAAGAAAAGAAUCUAAAUUCAUUGAAACGUUUCAUUGAUGAACAAACACAAGAACGUGAAAUGGAACGUGAUGAAUUCAACAAAGAAGUCACCGGAUUAAAAGAUAAACUGAAAGAUAUGGAAAAAUUGGAAAAUAAAUUGCGAUCACAGUUACGAUCGAUAGAAAAUCAAAUGGCGAUGCUGACCGAUGAUGGCAAACAACGUGAUGAACAAAUCGAUGAAUUAAAUAAAACGAUUAAAAAUCUGAAUCAAAAGUUAUCUGAAUCAAAUUCAACAAAACGCCAUCUGGAAGGUGAAGUUGAACGAAAUAAUCGAAUUGAAAAGGAUCUACGAUCCCGGCUGAAAAAAUUAUCCACCGUAUUGCAAGUCAGAUUGAACGAUGAAACCAAUUGGAAUGAAGUGAUUGCCGCUAUCGAUCAAUUUGUCUUGGCUAAAUCAUUGCAAUCAUCGACAGUAUCACCACCGGCCGUAAAAGUUUUUGGUCUUCGAAAAUCGCAACAAAAAACUGCCACAUUGGAUGAUAAUGAUUUAGACAAUUCCAUAUUUACAACAAUCAAAUUGAUGGAUGAUAGGAUCAAAGAUCUGAAUACGAAUGUUGAAUCAUUACAAAUGACAAAUGAUCAGAUGAAAAAUGAUUUACAAGCGAAAAUGGAACUGAUUGAUCGAUUGGAACAGCUAAAACCAAAGGUCGAGAGUUUGGAACGGAAUAUACAAGAGCUAAACAAAACGAAUGAACUGCUGCAACAGGAAAUCAAUGCUAGCCAUAUGAAAUGUUCAGAAUUGAAAGUAAAAUUAGAUUCAUCAGUCGAUAUACAGGAAUUCAAACAUAUCGUACAAGAAUUACAAGCUAAAUUGAAUGCCGAAAAACGACAGACUGAAUCGGUGGCAAUGAAAUUAGAACAAGCGAAUCGUCAUGUCAAUGAUUUGACGGAAAAAUUGGAUGCUUAUAAGAAGGAAAUCCGUUCGUUUAAAGAAUUGCUUAAAUCUCAUGAUCAUUGUAAUACGAACAAUAAUAAUGUGGAUAAUAAUAACAGGAGAGCGCCGGAUAAAUCAUUCGAUCGUCGAAAUUCAAAAGAUUUGGCCCUAGAAAUGGCCAAAAUUAAUGAUCAGCUUGAGAUGAAAGAUAAGACCAUCUCAAUGUUGGAAAAUAAUAUUGAAAUUUUUAAAGCCAAACUGGAAACCACGCAACAAGAACGUGAUAUUUAUCAUGAACGACUUAAAUCGGCUGAUGAUUCGAGAAACAAAAUCACUAUUUACGAAAAGAAUAUGGAAAAAUUACGGCUGCAGAAUAAAAUAUCAGCCGAUAAAAUUACUUAUCUAGAAUUGGAGAUUCAAAAUCUUCGGAAAAAGAUUGAAUUAUUGGAAAAGGAAAAUGAUCAACUUAAAAUGGAAAAUCAGAAAUUGAUUCGACAAAAACAGGAAAUGAAUGCAGCAGCUAUGUUUACAGCUGCCGUUGAUUAUGUCGAUACGGCUACCGAACAAGAUUUAGUCAUUACCACCAAUAAUAAUAGCCAACAUCUGAAUGGAUUCGAAAAAAUGAAUCAUAUUAGCUCAAAUAAUCUUUUGAUGUUAAAAGUUCGCCGUCUAUUAACACAGAAAGGUGCAUUGAUUUAUCAGAAAAAUUAUCUCAUCCAUGUGUUAAGUAGCUAUCAACGUACCGAGAAUGAUACGCUUGCAUUGUUGGCCAAUUUCAAUAAUUCCAGAGAUGCCGAUGAAGACGAUGAACACGGUAAUCGAAUGCGUGGUAAAUCUCGUUUCCGUUCAGUGGUAUAUGCAUUGAUUGCUAUAAGUCGAAUGCAAUUCAUGGUAAACGUUUGGCAAUGUCGUAAACGACAAUUAUUGUUUCAUAAAACUGCCAAUUCGAUAGCUGCAUUACAGAAUGUUCCUUUACCACCACGACAAACAACAAAAGAUGGUAAAGGCCAUUUGUCAUCAUCAUCAUCAUCAUCAUCAUCUGUACAUACAAGUCCAUCACGACAUCAUGCUAUUAUCAAUGUAUCAAAACAGGUCAACAACCAUCCAGCAAUCAAUUCGACACUCAAAGAUUAUGUUGAUCGAUUACAUGUAGUACAUGAAACAUUGGGCCUUUAUACCAACAAACGUUUAUAAAAAAAUAAUGAA
Molecule: messenger RNA, 4705 nt
Organism: Dermatophagoides farinae (American house dust mite)
Lineage: Eukaryota; Metazoa; Arthropoda; Arachnida; Sarcoptiformes; Pyroglyphidae
Source: RefSeq, a predicted model, not a curated record